This is a messenger RNA of Sceloporus undulatus (fence lizard), 1663 nucleotides long. RefSeq lists its product as uncharacterized. The record is from RefSeq and is a predicted model, not a curated record. The coding region runs from base 226 to 1134 and encodes 302 amino acids. Lineage: Eukaryota; Metazoa; Chordata; Lepidosauria; Squamata; Phrynosomatidae. The transcript has 11 exons.
CAUAGACAAACACACAUCACUGGUGGACUUUGGGCCGGAUUCGCUCUAUGGGCAACACAGCCACUCCUGGAUGCUUUUGGCGUUUUGAGAUAUUGCAUUAAAGCCGCAACUGGGGGGUCGGAAAGAGAGAAACGGUGGACUGGGAGCAUCCUAUUUGAGGUUUCUACCCCCAACAAAGGUUUUAUCCCAUUCUGGACCCGCGCAACGUGUGCGCACACUUGGUACAUGCUUGAGAAGAUAGUCUUAUCUCUGUGGUUCAGGAAGAGGGGCCAGAUGCUGUCUGACAGCUUCAUGCGCUACACAGCCAGAAGUUAUGAGACUCUGGAGUCUCCAACAGAGAAUGAAGAUGAAGGGGCUCCGAAGAUACUUCCAGAGGCAGGAGACCAAAUGGACACCUCUGAGACCAUGGCAGAGAAGCAGCAACCCUCUGCAUCAGGUUCCCAGGAACCAGAGCAAGGCCACGGAGACGUUGGAGCCAAAGAACAACCUGGUGCAAAUUCGAACCGCCCAGAAAGCUCCGUGGACCGAGAGGAAGGUGCUCGCAGGCGUGACCAGUGGGUUCCAUUUCCAUCAUGGCCGGAGGAUUCAUGUCUUCAUGGCAUGUGCUGCCUGUUUAGCCUUCGCUUGCCCACCUGUUCGUUCUGCAGAGAGCGUUGGUAUAUUGCAGACUAUGUGGCCGAGAAACAUCUGGACAUCUUUAUAGAACACGUGUUGAAAUCAGACGACAGAGCCUGCCAUGUGUUGAUGUCUGGAGUCCUCAGGUCCUCCAGCUGCAAUGUGAAAGCUGUGGUGCGCCUCUUGAUGGCCCAGAUUGAAGAGACACCUUGUUUUUUGCCCAGUGAGUUGAAGAAGCAGGUGAAGGCGAAGGCGAUGGCCAUCAGGAUUAUUGGAGAAAUCGUACGCUUCCUUCUCCCACGUAGGCAGAGGCAGCCAAAAUGGAUCAAAGACUUCCAUUUCAUCAUGCUGGGAGUCGUAAUACAGUAUUACUUCAGUCCUGAAGGGAUUAACAUUGUGACCUAUAUGGAUCCAAGUGAAAUCGCCGCUAUCUUUGGGAGCUUGUUGGUGAAACAGGGCACGAUUCCCUCUCAGUUGUCGGGCCGGACCGGUGUGCCUUCCAGUAGGGAUUGCUUGUGAAGGAACCGGAAGACAUCUUAGGGUUCAAGGGAGGUCUUUUACAGAAGAUGGCACCCGCAACCUGGAAACCCUGGAAGUUGGCACCUGCAGGAAGACCAAGAGAUUACUAUUGCAUUUUUAAAAUUGUUUUAUUUUCUUCCUCCAUAAUUAUUUUACUUCUCCCACAAUUUAAUUAUAUUUUCCCAUCUCUUCCCAUACAGUUGUAUAGUUUUCCCACUGAUUUGCAUUGCUUGUCUAUCCAUGGUAACCAUUUUCAUUCAGUUUCAUAAACCAUUCUCCCACACUUGGAAUGAUUUUGGCUCUCCAAUGCCUUUCAAGAGUCGAUCUUGCCCUGGGGAUCAAGUGCAGAAAUACGCUUGUUUCAUCCUGGUUUAACUUGAUCUUUAGGUCAUCUGUUACAUUCAAUAAAAAUAGCUCAGGCUUGAGUGGCAUGUUUCUAUGUACUGUUUCCAUGAUGAUUUUAUGUAUGCUUUCCCAAUAUUUCUUUCUUAUUCAUUCCUGAAUUGUAUAAUAAACAACCUUAUGAUCA